CAGCUACAAAAAGCACAUAAUUUGUUUUAUGUCACGAUUCUAUUCAAUUUUCGAAAGUAUUUCCGACGUGAAAAAGAAGACAAGACCAACCGUUCUCAAGUGAAUCUUGAGCUUCAUAAUCAACAUAGCUCAUAGGAAAAUCGUUCUUUUAGGAGGUAAGGUUCAGGUAGAGCGCAGCGUGCUCACGAGCAACUAGAAGUAUGUUCCCUAUGUCGACGUAUCCGACAGCCCAAGCAGUUUCGGAGGAGUCUCCCGCUCCUCCGGCUGCUGCGCAAGUCGAUAUGAGUACUCAGAUCCUGGAAUACAUGGUUUCUUCCACGCGGAAGCUAGCAGCAGAUGCUCACACUGUCUUGGAGGAUUUCAACCCGACGUUGGCCACCAGCGUUGACCUGCUAACACAGCACCGACUCGUAGAACUGGUUGCUCGAGGACUCGAUACGCUGAUCCAGGUGCUCGUCCUCGCCAACAAACAACCAGCUUAUACACGCAGGACGAGCAGCACGACACAGGUAAGUAUUGCGAAUGCAGUUGCUGAAGACGGACCGAGGAAUAGCGAAAGAACUAGUACUCAUCAAGAAGAGUCAGCGACGAUAUCGGCAUCGGGAGCAGAGACGUCGGACGCUAGCCCGGAGAAGCAGUCUCCCGAGGGCGGCAAAUCCAAAGAGGAUAUUAAGAAAGAAGGGGAUAGAACCACUAGGAGAAGUAAAAGAAAGACCUCUACUUCUGUGCAAGGAGUUAAUGAAGGACAAGAUGUAGUAGCAACCGCGGCAUCACCUGGAGGUCCCACCCAGGAUCUCCAGGAAUUCGUCGAAGGUAUCACAUCAGCGAUGAACGCUUUGCACGUUGACAUCUUUGGCGGAGAGGGCGAUGCCGGCAGAGCGUCCCAGUCGCCUCCACGGCCGUCUCAGUCAUCAAGGAAAAGCAAAACGAAAAUUGAAACUUCAUCCUCGACCAGAGCUGACGGAGUAGCAGGCGGCCCACUCGCGCGCGUCCCUGACGAUGGUGAAGAAGAGAAGAGCGGCGAGCAGGAGCAGGAUGAAGAAGAUGUUGCAGGUGACGGUGGUGUCGAACUAACCGACGCGGAUGCCGUAGAUUUGUGUCGCGUCUUUGUUGAUCUCGGCGGCGUCUUUCCGAAGUUUUCGCAGGUCUUGUCGCUAAGGACGGACAUCGUGCGAAAUCCUAAGAUACUGGCAGCCAUGCGCAUGGCUCAUGAACAGUGCAAAUCUCGAGCUGUCACUGAAAUCGCUAAGCACUUGAGCAAAGAAGGCAUUGGAAACUCGUUUUUCCGCGAAUUUCGGCUGUCAAAGCGCGGCGUCAAAGCGGGGAGCAUUUGCCAGGUGACGCGUUUUUUUGAGCAACCUGGCCGCAAUUACCGAUCGUCACCAGGGAAGAAAAAUAAGACUUCUAGAUCUACAAGAACUUCUCCAGACAUCAAGCGAAUUUCUAGAAUGUCCGAAAAAUCGCCUUCGCCUAAUACAAAGUCUGAGCAGGGGACCUUCGACAGUGACGCCUUCUCUCCGGCUGCUCGAUCCACGCGGGGAAGCCAAAGGCCAGUAAACCCAGCAGCUUUGGCGGAGUUUGACUCCGAGAACAAAAUGACGGACCCGAUGCCCUCGGCAACUUCGUCGGCCGCGGAAGACGAUGGCCUCAUUGCGGCGAUUUCCUCUCCCUCCGCGUCUCCAACGUCGCCAAAAACAAGAGAGUUAAUCUUGUCUUCGCCUUCACCUGAUCAGAAAGAGGGCAGUCCUUCGAGAUCCAAGAAUAAGCGCCGUUUUACAACUAGCGAUACCCACGGAGAAAAUAUACAGAAAGACAGGACACCCUUUGGAGUAGUGAAAACAUCUUUCAGCGAUGACGAGCGGCUGUUCGCGAUUGAUUUCCGCCUUUUGCGUGAAGAGACGCAAUUUGUUAAGCUGGCAGAGCGGAUGUACAUCGUGCGUGGCGCUGAUGUCGCCAAAGUGCAGGAAUCGGUCCACCUGCUGCUUUCUAUGGAGAAGCAGUUUCUCGCCGAGUUUAACAUGGACUGGGAGCGCCGCAAUUUGCACUUAGGACGCCGUACUGUCGCCAAAGUGAUGCCAGAUUUGACCCAGGAUUGGUACAUCCGCUGGGCCGACAAAGUGCUCCCGCAUCUGCUGGAGUAUCACCACGUGCGGUUCUUCGGUGCGAUUGACGGCGCUACUGACGCUAUCCAAGCGCGCAGCCCCGGCUCUGCUGACGAAGAGGCCUCUACCGUAAUGCCUGGAAUGAUGUCUGGAUUAGGCGGGGCAGCCGAGGGUAUGGCGAGCGGCGACUCGGCUGCACGCGCGCAGUCGGCAACUAUGGCACAUGGCACGUUUGGCGGCGUACGUGGUCUCGAUGUCAUGGCGUCUAUCAUGCUCAUGAACGUUAUGGCCUUCCACUAAAGUUUCGUUAUAAUUGAAAUGGAUCUCACUCAAAGCCCCAGGGGCGCUCUGAGUGAAUAUGCGAUUGUAUCGCUCGGGAUCACGACCAGGAAGAAAUGGCAUCGCAUUGGUAAUCGUGGACCCUUGUAAUUCAUUACUUGUCCACCCCCAGCUCUCCCUCCUGAAGCAAGAUCUUUCUUUAGAGAGAAGCAUCGCUAAGAUAGAGACAAGCAGGGGCAGCAAGCAGCAAUACGAACGGGUGAAGCGAUCGCUUGAAAAGAUGAAAAUCAAAGUGCCACGAGUUUUGGAUGAAUUCUUAUGCUGGAGGUUGUGACAAAAAGAAUAUUAUAUAUGUUGUACCUCUGGUAUCAUAGGAAUGAGUAUCACAAGCACGAUAUUAAGACGAGCUAUGAUAUAAUCGUGUUUGUGUAUGUAGGUGGAUGCUCUUCGUAGACAUAUGAUAUUGCCAGCGACGCUCAUUCGAUUUCGAAUUAUAGUUCAAAAAAGAAGCUUUCAUAAUAUUGCACCAAGCGAGUUUUGUGUAUGGAGUGGGCGCCAGGCACGAGUUUCAAGGAGCUUCUCGACCGCAGUUUGGAGGACCUAAAAUGGCGCGAGUCUGGAAGAGACUCCUCCGUCGAUAAUGCUAGCCUCACCAGAAACGCGUCAACAGGUGUGGCUUCGCCAGGUCAGCAGGAGGAAGCUACCGAAGUGGAGAACGACGAAGAUCACUUGGGCUCCGAGCUAGCGAACCCUUCUAACGCCGGACUCAUUCUCGCAGUAAUUAAGACCUCGUCGUACUAGAACUAUCUUCAGGUGUAUCUUCAGAAUGAUCGACUUCUUGUUCCUCGCUGACCUUCUUCGAAAGGUUAGGGUUUUUUUACUCGAUGCCAAGAAUGAAAUAGAAGAGAGACAACAUCAUGAGAUAAGUUAGUAGAGAUGUAUUGUUCUGGUAUGGUAGCCUGAUUUUGAUCAUAAGAGAAAACCAGAAGAGACUCCUUGUGAUCAAAUUCAGGCUACCAAAUACCGGAGCCACUCAAUGAGAGCAACUGGACUCCAGCACAAGAAGAAGAACAAGCGCCCACUCUCUAAGCUAACCUUUUUCUCGAUUUUGGUGCCGCUUUUUGGGCGAAUGUUAAUGCACGAGGGUAUCUGCCAUGCAGAUCCGCAUCCAGGAAAUUUCAAUUACGGCCUCCCCUAAUACAUCUCUAUAGGGAUCCCUCAACCGUAUGCGCACCAAUACAAGUCUUCUAUAGGGAGAAUCCCUGCAGAACAGUAUGCACCCCAAUAGAUACAACCUCAACCGUAUGGUGCGCACCAAUACAAGGGGAAUGGUGACGUUUACGCUUGAGGGAUUUCGUUUCCAUAGGGAUGAAUUGCGGAGAGAUCUAACUCAAGUUGUCCGGUCGAAACCUGUGGAUUCUCGACUGGGGCACCAUCCUGGAGGUGCCCGUGAGAAAACGGCGACUCUUUUCAAGGCUCGUGCUCAACAAUUUUCGACGCCAGAAGUUUAUUCUGCAGGGAGCAAUAAACGAACAUAAGGACGACAACACUGCAGACGGAGGGGAACAAACCAGUGGCGCGAGUGCUUCUGCAGCACCGGAUAAGCAACAGUUUCCCUCGAGCGGCCCUACGGGCGCAGGCUGCAAAGAAAAUGUUAAAGCAAUGCUCGCUGAGCUAAGGAAAUCGAUGGCCAACGACAUGCGGUCCUUAAUGCCUAACCCAGAACGGGCAGCUGAAUUGUCGGAUGAAUACUUGGAACAAGCAGCUUGCGCCUUAUUCGACCCCAACAUCCAGGAAGCCGACCGAAAGAUGGGUGUGAUGCGAAACCGGGACCCGAAUGCAACACUUUAUGUGCUUAGCUUAUCAAUAAACCUUGUGACAGUGCCGAAGCUUGCUAGGCAGUAUAACUAUAACAGCAACUACACGAUGCAUGUUUGUUUUUCUGUUAGCCUUCUUGUAGUAAGUCUUGUAGCUAAAAAGAAUCAAUGAAUAAGUAAGACUCAACCCCUCUACAUUCAUGCAUCGCAGGGUGAAGACUUGUCCGAACUGUUGGCUCCUCCGCUGUCGCAGGUCGUUCGCAUGGUUGCCAUUCUAGUCGGCAUUUUGUCUCAGUUGGAAGAGAUGUUUGCGAAAGAGCUCGAAAAGUCAAACGCUAAACGUGGCACAGAUGGCGGAAGUGCAGCCGAGCCUCGAGCGACAAAAAGUGGAGAAUCUUCAGCUACAACCACGGAUAGCAGUCCACCUUCUUCCGCGCCUCGACAGCUUUGGCUUCCAGAAUUGUGGGCUCCUUUGGCAGAAGAAGCAAUCCGCAAGAUGGACGAGGACGCCGCAGCCAAGGAAGCUGAGGAAUAUAGGUAGAAAAAAAUGCAAAAAUACGUAAGCCAUAUUGUAUUUAGUGAUCAGAUCAUGGAUCAUCCAGAAUAAGAAUGGGGAUCCAUGAUCAUGCAGAAACUACGAAUCGAUCAAAAGAGAUGCGACCCUGAAUUUAAUACUAGAUAAGAAUUGAAUUUGAAACUACAUCCAGUACGAUAUUAAGGGAAUGAUGUUAAUGUUGAUCUUGAUUUUCAUGUACAGACAGAAGGCCGAACGAAGCCGACUUCUUUGUUUUUAGUGGAUGAAUUCCAAGAAUGAUGAAGGGAAUAAUACAUUACCUGGAUGACUGAAUUAUAGAACUAAGUAAUAAAUCGGAAAAACAAGUUUUUGUCUAGCACAUGAAUUUAGCCUCGCAGAAGAAGAGACUCACAAGUUUUUAGAUCAUCGUUGCAUUACUUUUACUAGUACUCGUGAAAAAUUAAUAGUCGUAGAUGAAAUUUGAGUAAGCACGAUGGACGACAGUGUACGAAAUCGAAAUAGAUUCCGCGAACGAGAUUCAUCAAAGUGUACAAGAGGAAUGAAUUUGAUACGGGCAGUACAUCCCGCCUACGUGAAUUCUCCAUACAACUCGAAGCCACCUGAAAACCGAUGGCGAUCCAUGUGGUCACUUGUUGCCCUGUGCAGCGUCCUCCUAAAAGUCGAAAAGAACAAAAAACACAACACCCGCACACUGGA
Amoebophrya sp. A25 is the source of this 5429-nucleotide messenger RNA. NCBI's taxonomy places the organism in Eukaryota, Dinophyceae, Syndiniales, Amoebophryaceae. The record is from the annotation of a GenBank genome assembly.